CCCCACGGCUAGAGCUAGUGGUAGCUAGCUCAGCAGUUGGUACGGUUGCCAUGGCGUGGUGGUGAUCAAUCAAGAAAGGCGAAAGGGAAGAAGUGGUUGAUCGAAGAAGCGAUCGAUGGCUGGCGGGUGCAAGUCGGCGAUCGGGUGCGUGGACGCGCGGGUUCCGGUGAGGGCGAGCUACGUGAACCUGUACAAGUGGCCGGAGUCGGACGCGGAGUUCGUCAGGUCGGUGGCCAUGGCGCGGCGGCAGGGCGAACCUCCGGAGAGCCCGGCCGUGGCGCACCACGGCUACUACUGCAACGGCAGCGGCAGCAUGCGGCGCGGCGGCGGCGUCGGCGAGGGGUACUGCAGCCCGCGGGUGGUGGACAGCUACUCGUGCCGGCAGAUCUACCUCCGCAGCUACACCUUCUCCAAGAAGAAGGAGACGGUGCCGGAGCGCACCAUGGCCUGCCUCGGCCGUGUCAGGGACCGCGGCGCCGCCGUCUUCCCCUUGUUCCUCCCGCAGCGCGGCGGCGUCGGCUCCGGCUCCGACGCUGGCUCCGUGAACAGCGCGAGCAGCAUCACCAGAGACCCCACCGCCGACGCGGCGCCGGGACGCCGUGGCAGCAGCAAGGGGGCUCGCCGGCGGCGGCGGAAGCGGAGCAAAGGGUGCGCCGUCGUGCGGAGGCUGCACGAGGCGUCGUGCGGCGCCGUGCGCGCCGUCUUCCACCGCCUCCUCGCCUGCACCACCAGCGUCGAGGUCGCCGACGCCGGCGAGCCCACGUCACGCUGAGCCAGCGUAACGUCAGGCUGCAUGCAUGCACAUGCAUGCGAGCUUAGCUGAAUUAAGCUGUGUGUUUCACUCUACUGUUUUAAUUUUUCGUGUGCUACAUAUAUAUACAGUAAAUUAAAUUAAAUUCCACUCGAGUUAAGUACAGUAGCUAGCAAACAGUAAUUUAUUUCCGCUGUUAGUAGUAAGCUACAAAAAAAAUGCAUGGACACAUGUCAAUCGA
Oryza brachyantha (malo sina) is the source of this 992-nucleotide messenger RNA. RefSeq lists its product as uncharacterized. The transcript has a single exon. NCBI's taxonomy places the organism in Eukaryota, Viridiplantae, Streptophyta, Magnoliopsida, Poales, Poaceae. The record is from RefSeq and is a predicted model, not a curated record. The coding region runs from base 116 to 772 and encodes 218 amino acids.